AUGGCAGAUUUCGCAUUUACACGUCAAGAUGAGUCGGGCAACUCACUUGAAACGACCAAAAUUGUGCCUCUGACCUGCCAUGGCCACUCUCGGCCAAUCACUCACUUGUCCUUCUCUUCUCUCGACCCGAGCGCUAGCUCGACUCCCUUCUACCUCAUUUCUGCAUGCAAAGACAACAAUCCGAUGCUGCGAGAUGGGCUCACAGGUGACUGGGUAGGGAGCUUCAUCGGUCACAAGGGAGCUGUCUGGUGUGCUCGCCUUUCCGACGAUGCCACCCUCGCCGCGACUGGAUCCGCAGACUUCUCCGCCAGAGUGUGGGACACCUACUCUGGCGAGACGCUGCAUACUCUUCAACACGACCACAUCGUCCGCGCUGUGGCUUUCCCUCCCAACGACAGGCCGCAGAUGCUGGCCACAGGUGGCAUGGAGAAGAAACUCCGCAUCUUCGACCUCUCGAGGACAGUGACUAGCGCCCACCCCGACAGCCCGAACGGACCCGUCCAGAACGAAACCCCAACCUCCUACGAAAUCGGCGCGGACGAGCACAAGGGCGCCAUCAAAAGCAUCAUCUGGAUGCGCGAUCCCAACAUCAUGACCACGGCCGCCGACGACAAAAAGAUCCGCUGGUGGGAUCUCCGCGCGCGCGAGGCCAUCGCCGCCUACGCCAUCGACGGCCUCCCCGGGUCCUGCGAGCUCAACAGCGGCUUCGAGGGCCACGCCGAAGGCAUCGUCAGCGUCGCUGCGGGCAAGAACAUUUACUUCUUCGACGGCGGCCGGCCCGGCCAGCUGGUCAAGCACAUCAAGACCGAGCGCGAGGUCGCGAGCGUCGCGCUGAACGGCACGUCGAAACGUUUCGUCACGGGUUGUCCCAACGACACGUGGGUGCACAUCUGGGACUUCGACGCGGAGCGGGAGGUCGAGAAGGGUCGCGGUCAUCACGGGCCGGUGUGGACGACGUGUUUCAGCCCUGACGGGAAGUUGUACGCCACGGGGAGCGAGGACGGCACGGUGAAACUGUGGAAGUCUACAGAAGGGCCUUAUGGCCUGUGGCGGUGA
Messenger RNA from Dissoconium aciculare CBS 342.82, 1056 nucleotides. Its product is annotated as WD40 repeat-like protein. The transcript has 2 exons. Lineage: Eukaryota; Fungi; Ascomycota; Dothideomycetes; Mycosphaerellales; Dissoconiaceae. Gene Ontology annotation, molecular function: protein binding; RNA binding. The record is from RefSeq and is a predicted model, not a curated record. Gene Ontology annotation, cellular component: SMN complex. The coding region runs from base 1 to 1056 and encodes 351 amino acids. Gene Ontology annotation, biological process: spliceosomal snRNP assembly.